AUGAAAUUUCUCUUGUGGUUCGUCUCUGCCGCGUGCGCCGAGAUCUGCAAGAAAGUUGACCUCGAUGUUGUCGACUUUUGCAGUGAAAUUUUUAUCAAGUCUGGGCAGUCUGCAACCACCGCCUCGUGGAGGGAUCAGAAGCUGAUUUCCAAGCAGCUAGAGCAGUACGCGUCGCUCGACGGCAUGGAUUGCGACAAUAUGGACAAACAAGAAGUAAAGAUGUUUCUUUGCUUCUAUUACUUGCCGUAUUGCCACGAGAGCGGUGCGCUGGAGAGCGUGCCUCCGUGUAGACAGUGGUGCAGAAAUUUCAAGGACUCAUGCUGGCGACGUUUUACUCAAUAUGUUCCUAAGUGGCCAAGUGAGCUCGAGUGCGAUAAGCUUCCAGAAGACAGUCAGAACUCCAAAGGCUUCCAAUGUAUCAAAAACCCAGUUCAAAAGGACCCAAGCGACAGCUACCGCGAGUUGUCUUCGCUUUCUACUGCAGCUUACGAAAACGACCACUGCGUUGAGGAGUUGAAAUGUCCUCCAGAAUUUCAAGUUCGUUCUACGGACGGCCCGUCAAAAUAUAACUUCCUUGGUCUUGGCAACUGCAGCGCACCAUGUCAAGAUCACUUUUGGAGUAAGAAAGAUAUCGAGCUGGCGAAGAAGUGGAUUUUGGCCUGGUCAGUGUUGUGUCUUAUAUCCACCCUGUUCACUGUCCUCACUUAUGUUAUCGACAAAGAACGAUUUAAGUAUCCCGAAAGGCCAAUCGUCUUCCUAGCAGCCUGCUAUCUGAUCGUUUCCAUCGUUUAUAUAACCGGAUACUUCAAUGACAACGAUGUUGCGUGCACCAGUAACAAUCCUUACGAAAAUCCAAACGACCGCCUUUUCAGUAAACAUCCUACACUUAUCGUCGUGCAGGGCACGAAAAAUCAAUCGUGCACAAUUUUAUUCAUGAUAUUAUACUUUUCCACAAUGGCUUCGUGUAUCUGGUGGUUGGUUCUAUGCGUCAAUUGGUUCCUUGCAGCCGUGCUCAAGUGGUCUGGGGAAGCGAUAGAAGCACAAGCUCAGUACUUUCAUCUUGUUGCCUGGGCUGUUCCCGCAAUCGCAACCAUGUCUGUUUUAGCGCUUGGUCGGAUUGAAGGAGACCCUCUCUCGGGAAUCUGCUAUACGGGUCAAUAUGAUACAACAAGUCUUCAAAUCUUCAUCCUAUGGCCGCAACUGAUUUUCCUCUGCAUCGGAUUCAUCUUCUUGAUCAUCGGAUUUCUGUCCAUGUAUCGAAUACGAGCAGUUGUAAAGAAUGAACACCCUGGAAAACACGAAGGCCUCGAGAAGUUAAUGCUCAAGAUAGGCAUCUUUUCGUCGAUUUAUCUGAUUCCUGGUUCAAUCCUUCUCGGAUGCUACUUCUACGAAUACAUGUACAAUGACAUUUGGAAUAAAUCCUGGCUGAACAAAUACUGCAAUUAUGAAAACGACUCUCCCUAUGGAUUCACCUGCUCUUGUGACAUUAAAAAGGAAGUUGAAGCUGUUGGGCAUCGAGAACCUAACUUUACAUUUUUCAUGCUACGUUAUUUCAUGAUGCUUAUUGUUGGAUUGAGUUGUGGCUUUUGGAUCUGGGGCGAGAAGACUAUUGCUUCUUGGAAGCAAUUCCUUUCCUGCACAAGUUCAACGGCCGCACACGCAGAUCCAAUGGCGGUCCCCCUUCGUGCCAGCAUGCGCACAGAGAACUCCUACAAUCCGCACAGCAAUCAGAUGAACGCACCGAACCGCGCCCCAUCGCAACGCUACUAUCCUCCUCAUCAGCAAGGAUAUUAG
Oikopleura dioica is the source of this 1794-nucleotide messenger RNA. NCBI's taxonomy places the organism in Eukaryota, Metazoa, Chordata, Appendicularia, Copelata, Oikopleuridae. The record is from the annotation of a GenBank genome assembly.